GCGAAUAUGGCUGCUGCAGUCAGGAUGAGGACGUGGAGCUGUCCUACCACAGGAGUUUUCUGUCCGUUGGCGCUGUUUUUUGUACUUUUGCUCCAUACUGUAAACGAGGCUGCCGCGGCGCCGGAGACAGGGCUUUGGAAGAUCACAGUCGUUAAUACCUCAAGACCACUGCUGUUAAGGAAGUCCAUGUAUAAAGACACUGAUGUUGAAUUAAAAGUUGUGUCUUUUGGCUGUCCCGAGGAGGUGACCUUCACUGUUCGCUGGUAUUUAAGAUACUACCCCUGUCACAAUGAGUUCAACAAUAUUGAAGAGAUGUAUGAAAGAACACCUUUGAGUCGCGGGGAGGGCCUGGAUCCAAAUCCCCUCGGACAAGGAGAGUGCAUCGAACACAGGCACAGUCCCAUAACGUGUAAUAAUGGACUGCGCACCUUUCCAAUGCUCAGAAAAGCCAAGGCAGAGCCACGUCCAGUCAGUCCACCUAAUGAGAAUGAAAUGCUUGAUGAAAAUGACACUAAAUGGAUUGCUGAAGAAUAUGAAAGCAGCAGCGCCACGAAGAACAGCAGUUUGAGUAUUAGAGACAAUGUCAUAGCCACCACAUGGAAGGACGGGCCCUACCUGCUGGUUGUUAAGAUUGAGUCCAAUAAACAGGAUGCCAAUUGGAAUUUAACAGUUAAUGUGGUGAUGAAAGGCAGCCACGGCUACAUCUCUGUCACAGAAUGGCCUCUCAUGAUUUUCUACAUGGUAAUGUGCAUAGUGUACAUCCUGUACGCCCUGCUGUGGUUUAUCUGGGCAGCCUGCUACUGGAAAGAUCUGCUGAGGAUCCAGUUCUGGAUAGCAGGGGUCAUAUUCCUCGGGAUGGUGGAGAAGGCCGUCUUCUGUGCCGAAUAUGAAAACACCAAUGCCGUCGGCUCCGCUUCUCCAGGCUUGUUGAUCUUUGCCGAGUUGGUCUCUGCCCUCAAGAGGACUUUGGCUCGAUUACUUGUCAUCAUCGUCAGCCUCGGCUAUGGCAUUGUAAAGCCUCGACUGGGGACUGUGAUGCACAGAGUGGUGGGGCUCGGUAUCCUCUAUUUUGCCUUCGCCAGCAUUGAGGGUGUCCUGAGGAUCACAGGGGGUCGAGACAAUGGCCCCGCUCUCAUUACAGCAAUUGUUCUGGCUGUGUUUGACUCCGGCGCCAUCUGGUUCAUAUCCUUCCAGUGUACUUCAGUAGCUCCAGCGAAAGACUCUGACUUGGCCCUGCUGGCCAACAUUCCCCUGGCUCUGCUUGAUUCUUCUUUAUGCUGGUGGAUCUUUGUCAGCCUUGCACAAACCAUCAAGACUCUGAAGCUGAGGAGAAACCCCGUCAAGUUGUCUCUCUACAGGCACUUUACAAACACUCUAAUAUUUGCUGUUAUUGCUUCCAUCAUUUUUAUGGGUUGGACGGCAAAAAAAUUUCGACUCGCAGAUUGCCAGUCUGAUUGGAUUGAGCUGUGGGUAGAAGAUGCCUUCUGGAGGUUCCUGUUCUCUGUCAUUCUGCUCGUCAUAAUGUUUUUAUGGAGACCAUCUGCAAACAACCAAAGGUAUGCUUUCACGCCUCUAAUUGAUGACUCUGACGACGAGGAGAUAGAGGAGUUCAUUGCCUCUGCAAACCUUGGUGAUGGUAUAAAGUUGAGAGCAAAUAAAAGUGAGACAAAUGGUACCGUGAAGCCUGCAGAAACAAACCCAGAUGAAGACUUGAAAUGGGUGGAGGAUAACAUUCCUAGCUCUCUUACUGAUGUAGCUCUACCAGUCCUGCUCGACUCAGAUGAGGAAAUCAUGACGACCAAGUAUGAGAUGUCAAAGCUGGAGUGAGGCAGAACAUUCCCAGCCAUUUGCAGACAUGGAGGGAGACCAUAGCAGCUGUCUCUGGCUGAAGUUUUCUCCUGGAUUUCCAGUCAGCUGGUGGUGGUGGUGGUGGUGGUGGUGGAGUGACUUUUCAUUUUUCAGGGGAUCCUUCUGAAUGGCUGCUAGUUCACAUGGUGGUGAAGGCCACAGGUUCAGGGGGACCUCUGCUAGUUUCACCUUAACUUCUAAAGGACUCUACCAGAGGAAAACUGUCUUUUCACUGACCAACAGGUUCACUCUUUCCAUGAUACGAUCAGUUUUGAGCCUAUCUUUCCAAAGAGAAUGUUUCAUUUUUUUAUGAAGUGCUGUAUUUAUUUCUGUUAUGUUUGUAUGAAUUUAUUUUAUCAGAGAAUUAACAGUGGGCCUCGUGCAUGAACAUACUCUCAAAUAUAUGUCAAAUGUCUUUUUUUUUGAGACACUCCAGAUAUUAUCGGUGGCUCGUAGUAUAAGUAAGAUAAUUAUAUAUGAUGGGAAGAACAAUUAAAAGACAUUUUUCUUCAGUGCUUAAUUGAAGAUGAUUUAUCUAAGUUAUUUUGGCAGCCAGAGAACAGAGAGAAUUUGGCUAUAGUGCGUUUGAUUGAAUAUUUUCAAUCAGGAUCUUUCUUUAUAUAUGUGAAGCUCGCCGAAGUUAAAGAAUUCAGUCAACAGUUUUGUUUUUUUUUUCACGUGAGUGUCCCAAACACCCUGCUUUGUUACCAGCAUUCAAAUCUGAGACAGAAACAACCUUGAAAAUUCAAACGCUGCACCUUUGAAUAGAACAUUUGCUCUUAUGCACUUUCGAGAUCAAAGCUGUGCCUACAUGUAGUUCUUGUAUGAGGCCGAAUCUGUUCAGGUAAUUGAGAACAAUAUGUAUGAGAGUGUCGUUCAUGUCUCAGAUUGAAACGACCCAACAUCCAGAGUAUUGGUGAAUGAGUGUGAGAGCGGCAAAAGCACAAAUGAGUCAUCUGUACAUUUUGAAUUAAAAUGUAACUGAUUUAGUUCAGUAGUGUAGAAAUAGAGUUUGCGGUCAUGUUGUGAAUCUACUGUAUGGGUGUAGGCGGGCAGGUUUUCUAUCUUCUGAAAUAAGGAGCAAUAUGCUGUAUGUAUGUUAAUAUGGAGUUAGGUCAUUAUAUUAUUUAUUUGUGUUUCAAGUGUACUUAUAAGUUGUUCAUUGGUAUGUUUACCCAUGUUUACUCUAAGUGUGUUUACAACGUGUGCUUCCAUUUUUAAAAAUAAUUUGGACCCCGCACAAUCUCACAAUGUACUAGGCAAACAGCGUACUGCAGCUUGCUUUUUUUAUUUCUUCGCAAUGUUUGCUUUUAUUGUGGAUAAAAAAAAACAAAACAUUGCAUUUGUUUCACAGACACCUUAAUAAUGUUUGUGUUCUUAAUGUUUUAUUUUUUGUUGUUUUGAAAAUGGCUGACCUGUUUCUGUCAGUGCAGUUCUGGGGUUGGAACACUGUCGUCUUUGUGUGUGUUGUUAAGAGUUGUAACUUUGUCUCUCUGGGCCAUCCCAUAUUAUAACACUAGAUGAGUUAUGUGGUUAGCACAAGCACAGGCUGAUCACUGAAAUGAGUUCAUAAUGUCACUUUUCCUUUUUUUUUUUUUUUUUUGCAUCAGCUGGAAACCUGGAAUAAUUGUGCUUAUGAUGGCAAGCUGUCCUUCCGUUAUAUAAAACUGCAGACACCUGCAGUGGACUUGAGUUAUUUGUACAGAUGGGUUUUGGCUGAUUCCUGUUAUUUCAUAAUUCCGCAGGUGGAGAGGUGUCUGGAUAAUAUGACUUGUCUGUUUUUUUUCAUGGGUGUCAUGAAGAGCUGGGCUUGAACUUUUCAUACCAGUGAUGUUCUUCUCUCUUCCUUCUCAGGAAGUGUGUACACUCAGAGUAAAUAUUAUUUGAUAUCAGGGCAUUGUUUGUUUCCUGAUCUGUGAUUUUCAGUAUUAAUUUGGCAAUAAAAAUACAUAUUUUACUAUGGUUGUGAA
Stegastes partitus (bicolor damselfish) is the source of this 3818-nucleotide messenger RNA. RefSeq names its product transmembrane protein 87B (gene tmem87b). The coding region runs from base 7 to 1827 and encodes 606 amino acids. The record is from RefSeq and is a predicted model, not a curated record. The transcript has 20 exons. NCBI's taxonomy places the organism in Eukaryota, Metazoa, Chordata, Actinopteri, Pomacentridae. Gene Ontology annotation, biological process: retrograde transport, endosome to Golgi. Gene Ontology annotation, cellular component: Golgi cisterna membrane; Golgi apparatus.